Messenger RNA from Stomoxys calcitrans (stable fly), 2647 nucleotides. It is a transcript of the gene Vha55, whose product is annotated as V-type proton ATPase subunit B. The transcript has 5 exons. Lineage: Eukaryota; Metazoa; Arthropoda; Insecta; Diptera; Muscidae. The record is from RefSeq and is a predicted model, not a curated record. Gene Ontology annotation, molecular function: ATP binding; proton-transporting ATPase activity, rotational mechanism. Gene Ontology annotation, biological process: ATP metabolic process; proton transmembrane transport. Bases 210 to 1688 code for a protein of 492 amino acids. Gene Ontology annotation, cellular component: proton-transporting V-type ATPase, V1 domain.
UUGCUAGUUCAGAGUGAAUUUUUCUUCGUACUCCAUCAACGUCGCAACGCAGCUGACUGGACUCUCCUCGGAAUUUUUUUUUGGAAAAAAAAAACAUUGAAAAAUUCUAAAAAAUUUUUCUAACUGGGCGAGUGUGUGAAGAAAAAAUUCCAAUAGGAAUCUAGAGGAAAACAAGUGAAAGCAAAUUUCAAAAAUAAAACCCAGCAAAAAUGGCCAUGUCCGCAGCUCAAGCUCAUAAGGAGCAUGUUCUGGCUGUCUCCAGAGAUUUUAUCUCACAGCCCCGUUUAACCUACAAAACUGUGUCCGGUGUAAAUGGUCCUUUGGUCAUUCUGGAUGAAGUAAAAUUCCCCAAAUUUGCUGAAAUUGUGCAAUUGCGCUUGGCUGAUGGCACUGUACGUUCCGGUCAGGUAUUGGAAGUCAGCGGUUCCAAGGCUGUCGUCCAAGUGUUCGAGGGCACCUCGGGCAUUGAUGCCAAGAACACUUUGUGUGAAUUUACUGGUGAUAUUUUGCGUACCCCCGUCUCAGAGGAUAUGUUGGGCCGUGUGUUCAACGGCUCCGGCAAACCCAUUGACAAGGGUCCCCCAAUUUUGGCUGAAGAUUUCUUGGAUAUCCAAGGUCAACCCAUUAACCCCUGGUCUCGUAUCUACCCCGAAGAAAUGAUUCAAACUGGUAUCUCUGCUAUUGAUGUGAUGAACUCCAUUGCUCGUGGUCAAAAGAUUCCUAUUUUCUCAGCUGCCGGUUUGCCUCACAAUGAAAUUGCCGCUCAAAUUUGUCGUCAAGCUGGUUUGGUUAAGGCCCCUGGCAAGUCGGUCUUGGAUGAUCAUGAGGAUAACUUUGCCAUUGUCUUCGCUGCUAUGGGUGUCAACAUGGAAACUGCUCGUUUCUUCAAGCAAGAUUUCGAAGAGAAUGGUUCUAUGGAAAAUGUGUGCUUGUUCUUGAAUUUGGCCAACGAUCCCACCAUUGAACGUAUCAUUACACCACGUUUGGCUUUGACCGCUGCCGAAUUCUUGGCCUACCAAUGCGAGAAACACGUGCUGGUCAUCUUAACCGAUAUGUCUUCUUAUGCUGAAGCUUUGCGUGAAGUAUCUGCUGCUCGUGAAGAAGUACCCGGUCGUCGUGGUUUCCCCGGUUAUAUGUACACCGAUUUGGCCACCAUCUAUGAACGUGCCGGUCGUGUUGAGGGCCGUAAUGGUUCAAUUACUCAAAUUCCCAUUCUUACUAUGCCUAACGAUGAUAUUACCCAUCCAAUUCCCGAUUUGACUGGCUAUAUUACUGAGGGCCAAAUCUACGUCGAUCGUCAGCUGCACAACAGACAAAUUUAUCCACCAGUCAAUGUGUUGCCCUCCUUGUCACGUUUGAUGAAAUCUGCCAUUGGUGAAGGUAUGACACGUAAGGAUCACUCUGAUGUCUCCAAUCAAUUGUAUGCCUGUUAUGCCAUCGGUAAGGAUGUGCAAGCCAUGAAGGCUGUCGUCGGUGAAGAAGCUUUGACACCCGAUGAUUUGUUGUAUUUGGAAUUCUUGACCAAAUUCGAAAAGAACUUCAUUUCACAGGGUAACUACGAAAAUCGUACCGUCUUCGAAUCAUUGGACAUUGGCUGGCAAUUGUUGCGUAUCUUCCCCAAGGAAAUGUUGAAACGUAUUCCAGCUUCCAUCUUGGCUGAAUUCUAUCCCAGAGAUUCGCGUCAUUAAAUUUAUUUUCAAACACACAAAAAACAUAUGUUUUCGUCGUUUACCUUGUUUAUUUUAUGUUGUUUAAUUAAAUUUUUAGCCUAAACAGAAAAGCAGAAAGAAGCUUUGAAAGCUUUACUUCAUUGUUGUUUAAAGAAGAAAAAAAUGCAAUAACUAUAAAUAGAGAAAGCACCAUCCUUGUAAUACCCCAUUUAAAGCAGCCACCCUAAUGCAACAACAAAAUUAUGUUAAAAAAAAGAAACGUAUUAUUAAAAUUAUUGAUAAAGAAAAAAAAUGGUGUCAACGAAAAAGUUAAAACAAAUAACUCCCUUAUAACAAGUAUAAAACAACAGCAGCAACAACAAUAAUACAUUAUUACUUAAUUGUAUAUAAGAGCGGAAAAUGUAAAAAACACACAUAAAAUUCUAUUUUAAAACAAUAAUAACAAUAACAACAACUACAAGUCGCCGCCCGCCAUACAUUGUUUUAAAAUAAGAAUCGUACUGUUUUUUUUUUUUUCAUUUUCAUUUUGAAGAAAAGUUCCCCCUCCAACAAGUACUUUUCUUUAGGGUUUAGUAGUCAAAACUUUAUUAUUGCAAUAGCAAAUUGUUUUUAAUUUAUGUAUACAACAAAAACAAAAACCAUUUGCGAUAACUUAAAUAAAUAAACUAUUUUAUUGUUUCUUUGUUAGUUUUAAGUUGAAAAACAAACAACUAAAAAAGAAGAGAAUGUAUUAAAUGUCUUAUCUUCUAGUUUCUUUUCAUUAUAUACCUAUAUAUAAUAUAGUGUAACCAUUGCCUAUUUCCCUACGGGGUCAGUAAACAAAUUUAAAAUUGCUGCAGGCCUCAUAUAUGGUUAUGCAGUUAACAGAAUGGCAAAAUUUGCAAAACACCUCUCUCUUGUUUUAGAAGAAAAAGUGAAUAAAUAUCCUUCGUACACAUACAUAUACUGCAUUCCAAAAUAAAACAUAAAAUUUUUAA